Cydia splendana is the source of this 5016-nucleotide messenger RNA. Its product is annotated as polycomb group protein Psc-like. Gene Ontology annotation, cellular component: nucleus. The record is from RefSeq and is a predicted model, not a curated record. The transcript has 10 exons. Gene Ontology annotation, molecular function: ATP hydrolysis activity; DNA replication origin binding; metal ion binding. NCBI's taxonomy places the organism in Eukaryota, Metazoa, Arthropoda, Insecta, Lepidoptera, Tortricidae. Gene Ontology annotation, biological process: mitotic DNA replication checkpoint signaling. Bases 235 to 5013 code for a protein of 1592 amino acids.
GCAAAAAAGUGUAAUGUCGUUUGUAGUUCCAUUGUGGCACGGCACGGAGCUUCGUUUCGUUUUAAUAUUGAUUGUUAUUUUCUGCUAUUAAAAGGCAAUUUCAAAUAAUAUUAAUGAUUAACGCUAUUAUUGCGCCAUGAAAGUUAGUGUAUUGUACAGUGAAUAGUGUAUUUAAGAUGCUACAACAACAGUUGUGUUAUACAUGUUAAUUACGCUGGACAUGCAUCUGUAAAGAUGGUAACUUCCAACAAAUUACUUGAUAAAAAGGUCGUUAAAAUGGCUGAACAGAACAAUAGUACGGUUGUGCCGCAAAGAACUUUGUUAGGAGAAGUGAAUGAGCAAAUAACUUGUCCGCUAUGUCGCGGUUACUACAUCGACGCCACCACGAUCGUAGAAUGUUUGCACUCAUUUUGUCGCAGCUGCAUCAUCAAGCAUUUGCAAAUUAGCCGUUACUGCCCGGUCUGCGACGUGCAGAUAAAUGUUGCAAAGCCAAAUUUCAGACUAGACAAAGCUCUUCAAGAUAUUGUGUACAAACUAGUACCAGGACUUUUCCAAAAAGAAAUGGAAAGGCGACAACAGUUUUACUCGUCUAGACCGGGGCCGGCUGCUUCAGCGACGCCAGAACAAAGAGGUGAAGAUACAGAGAGGAUAAUUUUCAGCCCAGAAGAUGUCAUCUCAUUUUCUUUGGAAUAUGCAGAUGCCACUGACACUGACAGCAUAUCAAGCAAAUCAUCAGACAGCAAUGAACCUCAACCACCAACAGGUACCACGAGGAGGUUUCUACAGUGUCCUGCAGUUGUCAAUAUUAGUCAUUUGAAGAAAUUCUUGAGCAUGAAAUUUGAUAUUGAUAGCACUCAAUUUGCUAUUGACAUUUUAUAUAAAAGGGUACCUUUGCCAGACUACUACACUUUGAUGGAUAUUGCUUAUAUUUACAAUUGGAAGAGGAAUGAACCAAUGAGAUUUUUCUACCAGAUUAUAGAUUAUGUAGCUAUCAGAAAUAGAUUGUUUGACAUUAAUAGGAAAGGUUCUCAUUUUCGAGAUAGAAAAUCAAGCCCAACACCAACAGAAGACACAAAUGUUAGUAGCCCGGCACGUAAUAUAAAUGAUCAGGGUUCAGAAGUAUCAUCAGGUACUGACAGUCCCAUGCCGGAAGAUAACAGUGGCAAAAAGUCCCAUAGUUCUUCAACUACAGACAAGAGUAAUCAGUCCAACAAGGAUAUCAGUAGUCAAAAUAAGUCAGGCGCCAACAGUAACUCUACAGCCAAGAAAAAUGAUGAUGAAGUAGAAAAGUCACAGUUUUUGAACUCUUUUGAAUUAACAGCCAAAAGUAAUAGCCAGGUGAUUAAAUCAUCUCCUGUAAAAAGUAAUUUGCAGGAGACAUCAUCAUCAUCUAUUAAUAAUCCAGUUAAAAGUCAAGAAGCCCCAAAGGAUGAUGAUACUUUAAAGAGAAAACCACAGACACCACUAAAAGCACCAGAAGUGAAAAGACUCAAAAUUGAAAUAGAAAAAUCUAAAAUACCCCAAGGUCCGACUAAACCUGCCAACUCUAAUUCUGCUUCAUCCACUGGAGCUUCAGAACUUCACAAGUCUGGGAGUGCAAUUGAUAAUUUGACAAAAACAAAAGACCCUGACAACAAACUCAGCCCUCAGCCUGCCAAAAACACCCCAUCAUCAUCUUCACCAACAAAAGAACAAAAGAUACCUGCUGUGGGUUCAAAACCAACUCCAGAGAGUACUGGGUUAAAAAGAACAAUUCCUAGUACAAGUAAUGUUUCUUCUCCAAAGCGAAAAGCAACAAAUGAGCCAGUGGCAUCAGUACAGCAUGUUUCUCAACCUAAAACAGUUUCUCCUCUUAAACUUCAAGUACCCAAAAUGGAUUCACAGCAAUUUUCUCUCCCAAAGCCUGCAGAAGUUCCAAAGCCACCUCCAAAAAGAAUGCCUGAUUUAAAACCUACCAUGCCAAUAACACAGGCAACCCAAAAUAAAGGACAACCAAUGAAUAAAGUGAGGAUGGAUCUCUUAGCCAAUAAUAGUGAUCCCACAAUUGAUAGAAGUAAGAUAUUGUCGCAGGUGAAAUCAUCACUUAGUGCCGCUCAUAAUGCAGGCCAAUCCUCAGGUGACCCGCUGAAAUCUUUGUUGUUAGAUUCAUGUAAAAUUAACAUCCCUUCAUCACUCUCAAUUACUUUAACAGACCAGAAAUUAGAUCCACGUAGUCCUAGUGAGCCAACCACAAGUGAUCCGAAAAAGAAUAUCACCAAUAAAAAUUUAGUUUCCGCUAAUAGUAGCACAGCUCAUAAAGUGCCUAGUCCGCCUGUUCACAACUACAUUGAAAUAUUAAAGUUGCCAGAUAGUAAUCCUAAAAAACAACAGAUGAAAGCUGAAGGUAAUACUGAUACCAAGCAAAGUCCACAAGCAAAACCUGAAAGUUCAACAGCAUCACCAAAGCCUCCAGGCAAAUCUUCUGAGUCAUCUGCUAAAGGGCCAAUACCUAAUUUAAAACCUAUAGCCGACACUAAAUUAGGAAAGCAAAGUGGUAACUUUGUGUCACCUAUUACUUUCCAGCAAACAUUUGAGAAGCAAUUACAAACUUUAGUAACAGAUAAAAAAACGAAACUCCCAAAAAAUAAAGCUCAGGUGCCCAAACUUGUUCCAGCUACUCCAAAAACUUUCAAUACCAUAAACAAACUGAAUAAUCCAAACAAUAAGUCGCCCAGUAGUGUAACUAUGGCUCCAGAAAAUAAGCCUAGUGCUGCUCUAGACUUGACAACUCCCCACAAUAUGCAAAGUCAAAUAGGACAGCAUCCUAACCAAUCACGACUUUUGGAAAAAAUGCAGUCAAUUGCGAAUUUGGCAGCAACAAAACAAAACCCUCCUGGAAAAGGUUUGCCGGCAAAUGUGAAUCAAGGGAAUGUCUAUUCACCUAUUUCUAAUAGACCCGCAAAUACGGGUGCAAGUCCUUUGAGAAUACCUUCUUCGAGUAUGAACCAAGUUAAGCAUGAGAAAGGUAGUCACAGUGGAUCCCAGACUCCUGUUCGGCAUGACAUGGGUAAUAAACCUUUUCAAAUGAAUCAAGCUAACAGUGGCAAUUCCAUAAUGUCUCCGAGCUAUACCCAGUCACAUAACUCUCCCACUCCGACGCAGCCUUCUCCAAGAUCUCAAACACGAUCUCCUAGUUCUUCUCCUAAAUUAGUAAUUGCUGAAGAAAAGCAGGCUAGUAGUAGUUCAUCAGAACAGAGUAUUAACCAAUCUAAUCAAAUAUCGAGCACACAACUCCCCAACCUUAACACUUUAAAGAAUGAAUCUCCUAAGGCAUCCCCAGGGCCUUCUAAACCGGGACCUAAGCCAAUGAAACCAUUGUCAUCAGGUCUAAAACUGUCUGGGAUUCGCCAGCCCAUAACCCCUUCUAUUAAGUCCAGCCCUGGUAUGAAUCUUCCUCCAGAUUAUAUGACAUCUCAGCAGAUGAUUGCACAGCAUCCAAUGGCACAUUUAAGGCAUCAGAUGGAAAUGAAUUGGUACAAAGCUAAUCUAUUCAAAAGUAUGGCAAAUGCCGUACAUCAGAAUCAACAUGAUUUUAGUAACAAAGAUAAGCAAAUGUCGGCUGCUCAAACCGCUAUCCCCUUUAAAUCCCGCAAGAGGACAUACAUGAAUAAGAGAAACAAAGAAUGUAAUGAAAAUGAAAAUAUUCUUAACAAAAUCAAAUUACCAGAAGACAGUGAUUUAAAUCUCAAAAAUAACUUUGACAAUGACUCUUGCUCUGCUCCUAAAAUAUCCAGGAAAACCUUCAAAUCUGUUUCAAUAGUCGAGUCUAAAGAUGAAUGUGAAGAAUCCUUUGACGAGAGAAAUCGAAAUGCUGUUACUUCAGGGCCGCUUCCUAGUCGAGAAGAAGAAUUUGAAUGGUUGCAAAACUUCCUUUUAGAGAGCCUUGACAAAGAGGAAUCUGCUUCUUUAUAUGUCUCUGGGCAACCCGGCACAGGCAAAACGGCAACCCUGUCAUGCUUACUGAAUUCGCCAAAGAUCAAAGAAGGCUUUAAACAAGUAUAUGUAAACUGCACUAUGAUGAAGUCCGCCGCGAGCAUAUACAGCAGAAUUUGCAAAGAGUUGCAGCUGUCUACUUCAGGGUCGACAGAGAAGGCAUGCUUGGCUGCCAUAGAAAAAUAUUUGAAUAAAAAACACAAGAUGAUCUUACUGGUGUUGGACGAGAUCGACCAGCUGGACAGCAAGCGGCAGUCAGUGCUGUAUACGAUUUUUGAGUGGCCGGCGUUGGCUGGGUCUCGUCUGGUCCUGGUGGGCGUGGCCAACGCGCUGGACCUGACUGAGCGCGCCCUUCCGCGGUUGCAGGCGCGCUGUUCACUGCGGCCGCGCACCCUGCACUUCGCGCCGUACACCAAGCAGCAGAUCAUCAACAUAUUCACCAAGAUAUUGGGCGAGGCUGACAAGACCAACGUGUUCUCGCCUGUCGCCUUACAAAUGUUGGCAGCCAAAAUCGCCGCAGUCUCUGGUGACAUGCGAAGAGCCCUAGACAUAGGCCGCAGAGUGAUCGAGCUAGCAAAACGCAGUAAAUUCGCCGAGACCCAAUCCGUGGACACAAUGAUGAAAGACUGCACGGUCACAGUGGAGCUCAAGCAAGUCCUUGAAGUACUGAACGAUGUGUACGGAGGCUCCAAGAAAAUAGAGUCUGAUGUCGAUGAAGGGUUCCCUAUGCAGCAGAAGUUGAUACUUUGCAGUCUUAUGCUUAUGCUCAAGGGGAAAAAUAAGGACAUCGUUAUGGGGAAAUUACACGAUGUUUAUAAAAAAGUAGCAGCAGCUCGCAACAUCGCGCCGCUUGACAUGAGCGAGAUGUCAAGCGCGUGUACUCUACUCGAGGCGCGCGGUGCGCUACGAUGCACGGGUCCCGCGGGGCGCACUCGGCGCCUGCGCCUGCAGUGGGACGAGGCGGAGCUGACGGCCGCGCUGCGCGACAAGCCGCUCAUGGCCGCCAUCCUCGCCGACGCCAGCUGCCGCCCCAACUGUUAGUAU